Sander lucioperca (pikeperch) is the source of this 3951-nucleotide messenger RNA. RefSeq names its product STIL centriolar assembly protein (gene stil). The record is from RefSeq and is a predicted model, not a curated record. The coding region runs from base 388 to 3771 and encodes 1127 amino acids. The transcript is spliced from 17 exons. Gene Ontology annotation, cellular component: centriole; centrosome. Lineage: Eukaryota; Metazoa; Chordata; Actinopteri; Perciformes; Percidae. Gene Ontology annotation, biological process: mitotic spindle organization; centrosome duplication; smoothened signaling pathway.
CGCCAUUGGUCAGAAUCGCUUCGGCGAAGCUUCCUAUUGGCUGGUUGCUUCGCCCCGCCAGUUGGCUGUAGAAACAGCGCCAUAAUCAAACAGCGUUCAUCUUGUUGUUGACUUCGGGCUGUUUACGGACACACUUUCAUAAAUAGAUUCACAUAAACGGAGGUAAACUCAACGUUUGUCACUUUAUUAGACGUUUAGCUAUCGUCCGGAUGACUCGAGCUUCGUCGUAUGUGAAGCUAACGGAGGGAGCUAACGAAGCUAACGGAGGGAGCUAACUGAGGGAGCUAACGGGGCUAACUUGUAGCAGUUGUUAGCUGAACUCUCGAGCCGCGGUGUUUCCUGCGUGGAGUGUCCGUUAAUAGAGCCGUUCUGUCGGCCACAGCAGGGAUGAGUUGCCCGGUGAACCUCCAGGAUCUUCCGUCCGGAGUGUUUGAAACGGUUUUUACUCCAGAAAACGUGAGAGCAAGAACCAUGACCUCUCUGACUCCACUCAGCUUCCCCAAAACCAGGUCAGCUCUGUGGGACAACAGCCCUGCAGGAGACAAGCUCCGCCUCCAGCUCUGCACUCACAGAAAGCCUCGUCUGGUGCUGCUGGAGAAAGCUCUGCGUCUGGCUCAGCGGCACGCCCGUCACAGCAACAAGCCCCACCUCCUGUGUUUCCUCCUGGGCUCGCUGUGUGUCGACGCAGAUGAGGAGGGGGUCACUGUGACUCUGGACCGGUUCGACCCGGGUCGGGACCAGCCCGGCGCCGCAGGCCGCGUCCCCACCGCGCUGCUGCCAGGAGACGUCCUGGUUCCCUGUCUGUUCUCCGCAGAGACUGUCACCUCGUCUGACGCCGUCGUCCAAUCAGAGGCUGAGCUGCAUCACUGCUUCAAGGUGUUGCAGCAGUGUGUGAGCGGCAGACAGACUCUGGAUCUGUCUCAGCUGUUGAGGGUCAGAGGUCGUGUCGUCUGCUCUCAGCAGUCGGACGCCGCGGCGUUCUCCCUCAGCUGGUCGGCCGUCUGUCCGUCCGUCAGCGUGGACGUCCAGCCGGUCCGAGCCGUUCCCAUCAUCCCCACCGCUCUGCUGCGGAGUCUGACCGGCGCCAACCGCCCGCCGCUGCACGCCAACCGACAGAGAGGGUUUCUGACCAUGGAUCAGACCAGGAAGCUGCUGCUGCUGCUGGAGUCAGAUCCUAAAGCGUCCAGCCUGCCGCUGGUCGGACUCUGGCUGAGUGGAGUCGUCCACGUCUACAACCCUCAGGUGUGGGCCUGGUGUCUGAGGUUCCUGUGUAGCUCCGCCCUCCAGGACAGAGUUCUGUCUGAGAGCGGCUGUUUCCUCCUCGUCCUGUUCGGUUCGACCCACAGAGCUCCUCAGUUCUUCCAGUGUCGAGGAUCAACAUCUGGUCCACAGCUGGACUACCGCCUGCUGACCGCCUCCCAGCGUGUCACACUCUACCAGCAGGCGGUCUCGGUGGAGGGUCAGACUCUGCGCUGUGAGCUCGGCUCAGAGGAUCACCGCCGCCAGACGGAGAUCUUCAGAGAGGCUCAGACCUCCUUCAACAGAGCUGCCCCCUCGGCUGCUGGUCUCUCUGUCAGCGAUCAGGACUCGGGGGUUGAGGAUGAAGACUUGUCUCCCCGCCCGUCCCCGAGCCCCCACCUCCCCGCUCAGCAGGCUCGCAGAGUUCAGCCGUCUGUUCCUGAACUUUCUCUGCUGAUUGACAGCAGCUUCGUCUCCAAUCAGAACAGCUGGCAGGACGCAGGCUCCGCCCACAGACCUCCUGCUGCUGCUGCUGACAGGAAGUCUGCCCCUCCAACAGUAAACAGACCUGCAGCCCCCCCUCACCUCCACAGCACGCCAUACUCCAACCUACAGCCGCCCUGCAGCUGCUGCUCCGCCCAAACCUACGACUGCACCUCCAUCUUCUCCUCCCCGGGACUCCGCCCUGCACACCCUCACCACAACACUCAGAGUCUCCACCCUGCUGCUGCUGCUCCUUCCUCUCAUCCCCACACUCCUCCUCCUCCUUCCAACAACCAUCCACCUGUUUCUGUUCCUCCACCCUCCAUCCAUCUCUCUGCCACCCCUCCUCCCUGUCCCUGCAGCCACCCUCCCCUCGCCCCACGGUGUGGAGACUCCCCCUCUCUCCCCGCCCCACGGUGUGGAGACUCCCCCUCUCUCCCCGUCUCUCGGUGUGGAGACUCCCCCUCUCUCCCCGCCCCACGGUGUGGAGACUCCCCCUCUCUCCCCACCCCACGGUGUGGAGACUCCCCCUCUCUCCCCGUCUCUCGGUGUGGAGACUCCCCCUCUCUCCCCGUCUCUCGGUGUGGAGACUCCCCCUCUCUCCCCACCCCACGGUGUGGAGACUCCCCCUCUCUCCCCGUCUCUCGGUGUGGAGACUCCCCCUCUCUCCCCACCCCACGGUGUGGAGACUCCCCCUCUCUCCCCGCUCCACAGUGUGGAGACUCCCCCUCUCUCCCCGCCCCACGGUGUGGAGACUCCCCCUCUCCUCACCCAUCCCGUCCAGCAGCAGCAGCCUCUGUGUCUUCCUCCUGUGUGCAUCAUCAAGGGGGCGGAGUCAUCCCGUCUGACACCUACCAGCUGCUCCUCCAUCAGGACCGACAGCUCCGCCUCCUGCAGGAGCAGGUCCAGAUGUUGCUGGAGGCUCAGAGGAAACUUCAGUCGUCGUCGUCGUCGUCGUCCGGCCGGCAGGUCGAUACUCAGACACCCAAAAGUACCGCCAGCAUCGCCGUGGGAACAGGUGCCAGUUUGUUUUGGGGGACUCCGCUCCAGUUCCCCCUCCCACAUCAGGAAGAACAGGCUCCUCCCCCUUCCUCACACGCCGACCUGUCCGUCAACGAGCCUGGGGGCGGAGCCCAGAACAGUGACAUCACAGCUCAAGAGGCUGCCUGCUCCCCCUCUGCUCAGCACAGCGUCAGCGGCCUGCAGAGUCCCGUCCUGGGAGAGAGUGUGAGCAUGUACAGACCUGCAGACGACCAGCAGAGCUUCUUCAACAACCUGAUGACUCAGGUGACCAGCCGUCUCCAGGAGUCGGAGAGGAAACAGGAAGUGGAGGAGGAAGAGGAGGAGGAGUCCCGGAGGCGGAGCCUGUCUGUGGUUUCGUCCCAGUCGUCCCGGAGGAGGCGGAGCUGCGGAGGAGACUCGGUGCUCAGCGCCACCGUGAGGCAGCUCCAGCAGCUCGGAGUCCACCUAGAAGAAGAUCUGAGCCAGUCGGACCGGAGAGACCAGCAGACUAUAGAGAGCAGCAGCACUCUGGCGGCCAUCAACCCUGCGGCUGUUGUGUCCAGACUGAGCGUGUCUGAGGCGUCGGCGAGCGCUCUGUUCCCGGGCGCCAGCGUGGACCUGAGUCUGGAGGCCAACGCCAUCGCCCUGCGCUACCUGAGCGACUCUCAGCUCAGCCAGCUGUCUUUGGGAGGCCACGCCCCCCAAACAGUCUCCGCCUCCAACUCCACCUCCAACCACUCCCUGCUGUCGCCUAGCAACAUGUCCCUGGCCACCAGGAAGUACAUGAGGCGGUACGGCCUGAUCGAGGAAGAGGACGGCGAAGAGGAAGAGGAAGAAGAUGUUCGCCAGCCGCUCCUCCCGCAGAGUCAGCUGAUCCGCGACCCGCGGCCCAGAAUGCAGCUGUUAGCCAGCGGGAACAAAGCCAACAAGGAGAACUGUUCCAACGGGCGUCCAUCUUUAGUGAGGGCGAGCAGCCGCCAGACGGAGGGGUCAGUGGGAAACAUCCUGGACCUGAGCCGCCUCAGACAGCUGCCCAAACUCUUCUGACUCCACACACAACCAGAGAACCAAAUACGCUGGUUUUUACAUGGAGUCUGGUGGGAAAACGCCGCUGUCUGAAUGGUGCUGAUGAAGUUAAAGUCAGUUCCUUUUUACAUGGAGUCUGGUGUGGGAACGGCCUGGGACAAACACCAGAACAUCAGCAGUCUGAAAGGUGCUAGGGACUAU